GCCACAGUCACUCUUGUCGGCGACCGCUACUUUCGCUAUCUGACGCGCCCUUCCUUGAUACUGUGAAUUGGCUGAAAAGCAAACUUGUAACAGCUGUAGCAGGUUGAUCUUCUGCGCGAAUGGCUUCAUACGAAGACUGGAACAGGAUUGAGGAGGAUGAGGAAGAAGAGCUUGAAGACGCAUCUCACUAUGAAGGCAAGAAGGAUGUUAUCUUGUUCUGUAUUGACUGCUCGCCAUCCAUGCUUGAAUUAUACGAGGACCCGAAGUAUGAAGACCUCCAAACGUGCCAUCUGUAUACAGCGCUAGAGGCGGCGAUGAACAUUGAGAAACGUAAGGUCAUGGUUGGCCCCAACGACGCAGUAGGGAUAAUGCUCUUCAACACGACAAGACGCAACGAAAGCAACGGUCAGAGUGCCGAAAUCAAGAAGGGAAACUUCGUCUACCAACCAAUAGAGACUAUCAACGCUCCGAGCGUGCAGGAAGUAAUGCGCUUGCUCGAAGCUGCCAGAGAGGACCCCAACUACUUGCGCGAGAGUUUCCCGCCCAUGACAGAGGGUCGUGUGCCAAUGGGAGAUGUCUUCACUAGUUGCAACUGGGUCAUCCGCGACGGGGCUCCUAAGACCGCCACGAAGCGUGUCUUUCUUGUAACGGAUGAAGACGACCCUCACCCAGGCGCUGCCAAGGACAGACUAAUCACUACCGCGCGGACGACGCUCAUUGAUUUGGUGCAAGCGGGAGUCACCGUUGAGCCGUUCUUCAUCAGCACGGAAGAGAAAUCUUUCGACCCGUCUAGAUUCUACUCGUCCGUGCUCCUCCCGACCAAUGUGGUGGACGAGGAUGACGCGAGCGGCAACGUUCUUCCGGAAUCAAUCUCAAUAGCUCGCGUCGACGACCUGCUAGAGCAAAUGCGGAUCCGCGAAGUGCCGAAACGGGCCCAGUUCAGCGUGCCCUUCCAGCUCGCGAAGGACUUCACGAUUGGAGUGAAAGGGUAUGGCCUGAUCACGGAGCAGAAGAGGGGCGCGUACAAAUACUUCGCCGAGCUUGGUGGCAGAAUGGAAGUCGCCAAUUCCCGCACCGUGUAUGUGGAUGAGGACACGCAAGUGGAAGCCGAUAAGGCGCGGGUUCAGUAUGGUAUGGAGCUCGGUGCGACCGCGGAAUCGGCGGAGGACGAGGAUGAAGGUGGAUAUGGGCUGAGAGUUGCACCAGCCAACAGCAGGGUUUUUUACACAGCGGACGAGUUACGGUCCUUCCGCACAUUGGGUUUAGAUCCUAUCAUCAAAUUGCUUGGUUUCAAGAAUCGAUCAAGUCUCGUUUUCGAGGACAAUGUCAAGCACUCCUUGUUCAUCUAUCCAGACGAGAUGACAUACUCUGGCAGCAAGCGGACUUUCACCGCGUUAUUGCGCACUAUGAUCAAUAAAAAGAGAAUAGGCUUGGUCCUGACCAUCACACGACGCAACGCAUCACCGCAGUUCUGUGCGCUGCUGCCUCAGGAAGAGAAGGUGGACGAAGGAGGGUGGCACGAGCCAGCUGGCUUCCACCUCAUCCCGUUACCGUUCGCUGAUGACAUCAGGGCAGCUCCCGUCGAGGAAAGUGUUCGUGCUUCCGAUGAAUUGAAAGACGAGGCGCGGAAGUUCAUAGACAAGCUCACGGUGAAGAAUAAGAACGGUGGCUAUAAUCCGGAUGCUCAUCCCAAUCCUGCAUUGGGAUAUCAUAACGCGCAGCUCGAAGCCAGUGCAUUCAGGGAGGAGUUUGAUCCCGCGGCGUUCGAGGACAUGACCAUCCCGAAGUAUGAUCAAAUGCACAAGCGCGCAGGCACGCUCAUGAAGGCGUGGAAAGAGGCCUUGCUGAAGGACGAGUCGGCAAACAUGACCAUCAUUACCACCGGCUCGAAGCGCAAAGCGGACGUAAGCGUGGACGAAGCGGAGAUCCGGAGCAAGUAUGAAGUCGGGAAGCUCGAGAAGCUUCGAGUGGACCAGCUUAAGGAAUUUCUCAAGGGCAAGAGCCAAUCGGUGUCUGGCAAGAAGGCCGAACUUAUCGACCGUGUCAGCGAGUGGUUAGACAAGCAUCCAUAACUUGUCAUGUUUCAAUAUUUCAAGCUUCAAGACGGGUCGACGCCUCUCGUGAGAGCCCCCUUCAGGUUCCCCGUAUCGCGCACUCUUUGCCUGGAGUUUGGAGCACGGGCUGUGAGAUGUUCUACCCUGACCGCUCGUUCUACUCCGCUUCCAUUCUGCGGGACCGAGUCGAGGCGCAUGUCGUGUGAAGGUGCUGUUUCGCAUGUUGUAUGUGCUACAUUAUAUCCGCCGGUAAUUCUAUGCUAUGUACCGC
Molecule: messenger RNA, 2325 nt
Organism: Fomitopsis serialis
Lineage: Eukaryota; Fungi; Basidiomycota; Agaricomycetes; Polyporales; Fomitopsidaceae
Product: ku70-like protein
Exons: 19
Coding region: 120-2072 (650 amino acids)
Biological process (GO): telomere maintenance; cellular response to X-ray; double-strand break repair via nonhomologous end joining
Cellular component (GO): Ku70:Ku80 complex; nucleus
Molecular function (GO): DNA helicase activity; telomeric repeat DNA binding; double-stranded DNA binding
Source: RefSeq, a predicted model, not a curated record